AACUGCGGUAAACAACGCCGUAUAUCCGUUCAGUCAGAUCUUCUCCGGGAUGAAUGGGCGCUGCGGACGGACGUUAUAGAGAGCACAGCGCGUACCAGCAAGAUGAAGCACGAAUGAGAUUCUUAGCAUGUCUUUCAAGAAGGAGACGCCGCUUGCCAACGCUGUGUUUUGGGCAGCGAGGAAAGGAAACUUGGCCUUGCUUCAGCUGUUGUUGAACAGCGGCCGAGUGGAUGCCGACUGCAAAGAUGGAUAUGGCACCACAGCAUUGAUGGUGGCUUCAUACAGCGGCCAUUAUGAGUCUGUCCGGGAACUCAUCAUGCAAGGUGCAGAUAUUAAUCUGCAAAGAGAGACUGGUUCCACCGCCCUCUUCUUUGCUUCACAGCAGGGCCAUAAUGAAAUUGUCAAGCUCCUGUUUGAAUUUGGAGCAUCCACAGAGUUUCGGACAAAGGAUGGCGGCACGGCGCUCUCCGCAGCCUGUCAGCACGGUCACUCCAAAGUGGUGGAGACCCUUCUGAAGAACGGCGCCAAUGUCCACGACCAGCUCAAUGAUGGUGCAACGGCCUUAUUUUUGGCAUCCCAAGAGGGUCAUGUGACUGUAAUACGGCAGCUUUUGUCAUCUGGGGCUAAAGUCAAUCAACCCCGAGAGGAUGGCACAGCUCCGCUCUGGAUGGCAGCCCAGAUGGGACAAAGCGAGGUGGUAAAAGUUCUGCUGCUACGAGGCGCAGACCGUGAUGCAGAUAGAAAAGACGGCUCCACGGCUCUGUUCAAGGCUGCACAUAAAGGCCACUGUAACGUCAUCGAGGAGCUCCUCAAGUUCUCCCCUUCACUCGGCCUUCUGAAGAACGGUUCUACAGCUCUUCAUGCUGCUGUCAUGGGUGGGGAUCCAAAAACAGUUGAACUUUUGCUGAAGGCAAAUGCUGAUCCAGCUUUACCCAACAAGCACGUUCUGAUGGUAUCACGUUCUCUCUGCAGAACAAUGAACUGCCGGAGGAUCUGACGAAGAACGAGCGCAUCCUACGAGUCCUGCGUCUGGCCCUGCUGAACGCAGCGAGUUGAUGACUGCUGGGUUUGCUCUUAGCUCUCUGCUGUCUUUGUUUUUGAGUUGAUGAAAAAUGAAUGCACUACGUCCUCCUGAGAGAGGAGAAAUCAGAGCUUUCCUGUCUCAUACAGACGAUGUUAUAAUGGUGCUUGCUUGCAACAACACAAAUGCACUGAAAAGCAGAAUUGCUUAUUCUUCAUCUUGGAAAUGUUAUGAUAUAAUGUAAUGUCAUUCAGUUUUUUUUUUCUUAAGCAUUUAUUACAUUUGUAUAUUUUGUAAGAAGCAGCUUAUGCUUUUUGUUUAAAAAAUUAAAUGCUUAAAAAAUUGUUUUAUAAAAUGAAUACAUUAUUUUGGUGAUAUUAUUUUAGUAGUGUCUUGUAGCCUGCAAAUAUAUUUUAAUUAAUAGCAUGUUUUCGUCAAAAGAGCUCAUGAAUCAGUGUUUAUGCCAUACGACUACUAAAACAAAGAAAGGAAAUCUUCACAACCAAAUAAAAAAUAGUCACAACACAAUAAAAAAAAAGCUCAAUACUUAUUCGAUAAAAAAUUACUCUUGGCUCUUUGAUGAGUAGUUGUUCUUGACAUAUUUAUUUUCUGCUUAAUGGAAUGUGGACUUUAUUUUCUUUAGAAAAGUUUCAAUCUUGGCGCUUACACGUUCGUUUUCUUAACAUUUCAUUUAGCAUUUUGUCUGUGAAUGAAGUGUGUUAAACUGUAUAUUUGUCAAAACAAUAAAUGUAAACG
This is a messenger RNA of Sinocyclocheilus rhinocerous, 1777 nucleotides long. RefSeq names its product ankyrin repeat domain-containing protein 29. The transcript is spliced from 11 exons. Gene Ontology annotation, molecular function: protein binding. Lineage: Eukaryota; Metazoa; Chordata; Actinopteri; Cypriniformes; Cyprinidae. The record is from RefSeq and is a predicted model, not a curated record. The coding region runs from base 128 to 997 and encodes 289 amino acids.